GAGUUAGGGGCGGAGCCUGACGGUAGGGGCGGGGGCUCCCAGGCUCCCAGGCGGGGCCUCCGCUAAAGGGCGCGGAGCACCCCGCGCCGAGAGCGCGGCGUAGAGCAGCGCCGGCUGGAGUGAAGUCGGAGACGAAGAUCGCGCCGUCCCAGCCCGCCCGCCAGCGUCCACGCCGCUCCCGCACCCUUACCCCUGCCGGCCCUUGCCGGCGCGACCGGCGGCCAUGCAGCCCCAGGGCUGAGGCGGCCCCAUGGCGAAGCCAGCGUCCCCGCGGUCCGGGCAACGACGGCGCAUGGAGAACUUCCGUAAGGUGCGCUCGGAGGAGGCGCCGGUGGGGGGUGGGGCUGAGGGGGGCGGCCCGGGCUCCAGCCCCUUCGCGGACCUGGCGCCUGGUGCUGUGCACAUGCGGGUCAAAGAGGGCAGCAAGAUCCGGAACCUGCUGGCUUUCGCCACUGCCAGCAUGGCGCAGCCAGCCACGCGCGCCAUCGUCUUCAGCGGCUGCGGUCGGGCCACCACCAAGACCGUCACGUGCGCUGAGAUCCUCAAGCGCCGCCUGGCGGGCCUGCAUCAGGUCACGCGGCUGCGCUACCGGAGCGUGCGCGAGGUGUGGCAGAGCCUCCCGCCGGGGCCCACUCCCGGUCAGAAGCCUGGCGAGCCGGCUGCCAGUCUCACUGUACUUAAGAAUGUGCCCAGCCUCGCCAUCCUACUUUCCAAGGAUGCACUGGAUCCGUGCCAACCCGGCUACCAGCCCCCGAGCUCCCAUCCUGGACCCUCGUCCCAGCCAGCUACACCAACGUCCAAGAGGAGCCUAGGGGAACCUGCGGCUGGAGAAGGCUCUUCGAAGCGGUUGCAGCCUGAGCCAAGCGCUGCGGAAGAGGACCAGAGGGCCUGAGAGCUCG
This is a messenger RNA of Lontra canadensis (Northern American river otter), 899 nucleotides long. RefSeq names its product ribonuclease P and MRP subunit p25 (gene RPP25). Gene Ontology annotation, molecular function: RNA binding. The record is from RefSeq and is a predicted model, not a curated record. Gene Ontology annotation, biological process: tRNA 5'-leader removal. Lineage: Eukaryota; Metazoa; Chordata; Mammalia; Carnivora; Mustelidae. The transcript has a single exon. Gene Ontology annotation, cellular component: ribonuclease MRP complex. The coding region runs from base 251 to 892 and encodes 213 amino acids.